Messenger RNA from Larimichthys crocea (large yellow croaker), 3261 nucleotides. RefSeq names its product dual specificity phosphatase 28 (gene dusp28). Gene Ontology annotation, molecular function: MAP kinase tyrosine/serine/threonine phosphatase activity. NCBI's taxonomy places the organism in Eukaryota, Metazoa, Chordata, Actinopteri, Sciaenidae. Bases 58 to 558 code for a protein of 166 amino acids. The transcript has 2 exons. Gene Ontology annotation, cellular component: cytoplasm. The record is from RefSeq and is a predicted model, not a curated record. Gene Ontology annotation, biological process: protein dephosphorylation.
GGCAGUCGUUGAACGUCAGUGCUUGAAGUAAGGAAGCCUGUGAGGUCAGUUUCCACGAUGCUGCAGCUGUGUAAAGUCACCAAGGCUCUGUUCAUCAGUAACGCCCGUUCAGCCUGCAGCGACGAGCUCAUCGAGCAGGAGGCGGUGACGCUCUGCAUCAACGUGUCCAAGCAGCAGCCGUUUCCCUCGGCCGCCAUCAAGAAGCUGCAGAUCCCCGUCUACGACGACCCCAACGAGGACCUCUACAGCCACUUUGACCGCUGCGCCGACGCCAUCCAGAAGGAGGCGACCCGCGGAGGACACAGCGUCGUCUACUGCAAGAACGGACGCAGCCGCUCGGCCACCGUCUGCAUCGCCUACCUGAUGAAACACCGCAAGCUGACGCUGACGGACGCGCUACAGAAGGUGAAGAUAGCUCGUAAUGUGAUCGAUCCGAACCCCGGCUUCAUGUCUCAGCUGCAGAGAUACGAACUGGAGCUGAAGAAGAGACGAGGAGAGACCGAGUCACCGGCUAAAAGACCGACCGACCGACCGACCAGCCGACCGACCGCUCACUGACUGACCUGCAACAAAAACCUUCUGCCUGUGUGUCACUGAUCUCCAGUCAAACUGAAGUCAGGACUUAAACGUCUUCAUGAACUUCAGCGAUGCCUUCAUAUUAUGAACGUGAGCAGACGCUUCAUUUCACGUCUUAUAACAUGCCGACAGUGUGUGAAACAUUAUGUAAUAGAUUACUUUAUUAAUAAACAGCAGCUACUUCACUUAAAACCAGGAAAGAAACUAAAAGAGACAAAGUCCAAAACAUGAAAUACAGCAAUAAAAUAGUUUUAAUAGUCAGAAAAUGAGCAACAUGAAAACACAUACACAGUGUACAUAAUUAACAAACAGAUAUAUCAAAGAUGAUCUGAUAUAUUCAGGGACAUUUAAAGUUUUCAUUUGUUUGACGUUUUAGGUGCCAUGACGGUAAAAGUCACUUAAACUGUGACUAAGAGCUUUUUCUCUUUAACAUAAGGGCUUAGUAUUAUCUCAUGAUACUCUCCAUAGACGUACAGUGUGCUGCAAAUAGAGACGAGUCAACAUGAGACAGUGACGACAGGCUAAAAUAACUAUAAAUAUACAGUUAAUAUAUAUUCAAAAGUAAUGAUGAGGUCGUUUUUUCUCUUAGAUUUAAAAAGCUUUUAAAUCGAUCUUUGUGAUCUGAUGUCAGUGUGUUCGUCUCGCUGAGCCGGUCUUGACGUGACAGACUCGUGAAUCUUAAAACAGAGAGAGCAGAAAGUGUGUUUUAUCUUUCUCAUAUGAGGCCGCUGUUUCAUGUUUCUCUUUGCAAAUCUAAAGACUGAAGAGAGAGGAGAAAUCUGCAAACCUGAAACCAGUCAUGAGAAACUCAUCUCGAGAUGAUGAAGGUCCCGAUCUAGAGCCAGAGUGUAGUUUGUUUGUUCAGGGCUGCUGUAGAAAUGGAAAGUUCUGUGGAAGAGGAUCAGCAGCGAUGCCAACAGAUCCUCGUAAAAUGUUGCACACUGGACCUUUAAACUCAGAUCUGGACUCCAGUGGCAUGGCCUUCAUGAGCGUGUGGGCGCAGUUCCAUGAUUGACCUCUAGAUGGAAGCAUUUCCAUAGAAAACAAUGAGUCGGGAUCUCUGCAGGUGAAUCUGACCUGAAACGUGACCGGACGUGAAAAAACAAAGUGAACAAAUAAAACCAGUUUAGUAGCAUUAAGUCUUCAGAUAAAGUCACCUGAGAAAAGGUGGUUUCACUGAUCAAAGGUCAGUUUCACUGCACUGUUAAUGUAACAUGAAUCUUUUAGACAGUUUUCGGGUUUCAGGUUUCUCCCUUCAGUCUGCGGUCAUCUGCUUCUGUCCGGUCAGAACUGUUUUUAACAUGCCGGAAGGUUUUUGUUGACUUCACGUCAUUCAGUCAUGACCUUUAACAGUUUCCUCUGACUGAAAGAGAGGAGCUCACAUGAGUCACCUUCACUCCACUGUGCACUCGCAGCACUUUUAUUUAUGCUUAUUAAAAGAGCAAAAGGACGCGUGAAACACGAGUCAUCGUCGGACAAAAGCUGCUGUCAUAGUUUGAGUAACGUUAUCGCUUUGCACAAACAAGAAACUACAGCAGAGGACGGCGUCGGGUGGAGGAGGGAGUAACGUUAGAAAACAAAGACUUAGGAUUUAAGUCUCGUAAAUCCAGGCUUUGUUUUCCUGAGAUAUCAGGCUCAAAGGGAAGCAGUCUGAACCCAGAUGCUGACCUUAUUCUAUAAACAUUUACCUAAUGACGAUCAGAAACAGUUAUUUCAGGUUUAAGGUUCAUUUUAUAGUGACAGCAUUUAUUAUAAGUCAGGGCUGAUCACAGCUUCUGUGUAUUCAAACUGAAACUCUAAAGCACAGACAGUUUCAUCACUUAUUUGUUCUAUUGAUGUAAAUGCAUAGAAAACGUAUUCGCUAAGGUCACAGGCUGAACAGCAGAGUCAGCUCUGAAGUGUAACGUCAAACUUAGUUAACGUGAAUCCCAGUUCACUUUAAAACAUCUGGAUUCAACAGGUGUUCAGUUCUGCUUCAUGUUUUUAUGCUUGUACAAACUAAAUAUGAUUCAGACUUUUAACAAGCUGUUACACCCCUGCAGGGAGCAUAAAAACACAAAGUGGAGAAAUGACUCCAGACACUAAACGAAGCUUUUUUAAAGGGAGCUACCUGAACGCUGAACUUCUCGAGCUGACCAAAAACAGGAGAAAAUGUGGUGAGAACAUACAGAGUGACACAAAUUACAAAACCUUCCCUGAGCACUCACACCUCCACCUGAUCAGCUGGAUUGGAGUCAGCUGUGGUCGAUCAGCACCUGUGCACAGAUCCUCACAGGAAACAGGAGGUCACACUCUGACAAACAUAUGACACAAAAUGGCAGCCGUGAAAUGUCUUUAACUCAAGCUCAGGUUAUUUAUUGUAAAGUUUCUAAGUUGUAAAGAGAUUCGAUGUCGAUGUCACUGCAGGAAGAUGUUUGAAACUAUCCAUACUGUGAAACACACACAUGCAUCUGAGGUGUGUGUGUGUGUGUUGAAGUGUGUGUGUGUGAUUCUCAGGUGUGUCUUCUUCAUUUUGUGGUGCUGCCAUUUUUAGAAGUGAAUUAAAAGCAAUAAGUUAAAGUAGACGUCGGACCUCCGUACGAGACGUUCGUGCAGCUCGUUAUGAGUAAGAGCUAAGGCCUGAACACGCCUGCUGCUGUAACCUCUGUCUAUAACGUCAUUCAAUAAAGUUCUGUGUUCACUGUG